Brachypodium distachyon (stiff brome) is the source of this 835-nucleotide messenger RNA. Its product is annotated as AT-hook motif nuclear-localized protein 2. The record is from RefSeq and is a predicted model, not a curated record. Gene Ontology annotation, molecular function: minor groove of adenine-thymine-rich DNA binding. Bases 147 to 473 code for a protein of 108 amino acids. The transcript has 4 exons. NCBI's taxonomy places the organism in Eukaryota, Viridiplantae, Streptophyta, Magnoliopsida, Poales, Poaceae.
CAAAAGGUGGACAACCAUGUGGUAGAUCAAUUGGAUGGCGACCAGAUCUUGGAGUCUAAGUUGGCUAAGAGCAUGGUGGAUCACCUUGACAGUGACAAGAUAGAUGAGUUAAAGGCAUUUCAUUCAACCAUGGAUCAGGAUCUGGUAUGACUGGGUUAUAUCCUCAGAUUAUCAUAGUCCAAGUUGGAGAGGGUCGUUUUGAGAUUCUCUCUUUAUCUGGCUCAUAUGUGCCGAUAGAAUUAGAUGGAGUGAGCACUGGUACAGGAGGACUCAAUAUUAUACUUUCUUGCACCGAUGGCCGUCUUUUAAGCGGUGGAGUCGCAGGACCUCUGAUUGCAGCUUCACCUGUUCAGGUGGUCAUUGGAAGGUUUCAAGGUGAUGAUAAAAAGCAGCUUGGACAGGCUGGUACCACUGAGACUAUGGGUGCUAUGAAUGGAGGAUCACAUGGCGAGCUACGAAUUGUGCCAAACUAGACAGGCACUUACUUAUUCAACACCCCCAACUUCAUCUGAUGAAUAUUUAUAUUUCGGGGGUGGAUUGUUAUCACCUGAUUAGUUAGAUCUCUUGUAAUGCCAGUCCGCUACAAUGCUUAGCUUUUCGGUCCUUGGCCUAGCUCUAUAUUGCUUCGCUUUUCGCUCCUAGCUCCAAACUAAUUAAGCUGCUUAGCGUUUGGCUCCAAAUUCUAAAUGGUUACCUUUUCUCUCCUAGCUACAACUUAGGUACUAUCAGAAAACAAUAUUCGCUGUGAUGGACCCCUGGAUGUGGUCUAGUUAAAUUAUGUUGUAACUGGAUGGUGCUUUAUAACGAUUUAUCUUCCAUAUCCAUGAGUUCUGCA